Messenger RNA from Closterium sp. Naga37s-1, 1374 nucleotides. The record is from the annotation of a GenBank genome assembly. Lineage: Eukaryota; Viridiplantae; Streptophyta; Zygnematophyceae; Desmidiales; Closteriaceae.
AUGGGCCGGACAAGGUACUACGUUCACUCUCUCCUCUCUCUCCUCUCUCUCCUCUCUCUCCUCUCUCGCCCCUCUCUCCUCUCUCUCCCCUUUCUCCUCUCUCCCCUCUCUCCCCUCUCUCGCCCCUCACUCCUCUCUCGUCCCUCUCACCUUUCUCUCCCCUCUCUCCUCUCUCGCCCCUCUCUCCUCUCUCUCCUCUCUCUCCCCUUUCUCCUCUCUCUCUCCCUUCAGCCCCCUCACCCCAUUCUCUCCUCUCUCUCUCCCCUUUCUCUCCUCUCUCUGCUCGCUCUCCUCUCUCUCCUCUUCCCCCCUUCUCUCCUCUCGAGAAUCUCUCUCCUCUUCCUCCUCUUUCUCCUCUCUCACUCCCUUCCCCCAUGCCUCUCCUCUCUCUGUCUCCUUUCUCUCCCCUGUCUCCCCUCUCGCCCCUCUCUCCCCUCUCCCCUCUCUCUUCCCUCUCUUCCCUCUCUCCUCUCUCUCGCCGUUCUCCCCGAUCCCCUCGCUCUCCACCAAAAACGCUGCUCGAAGCGCUGCUGUCCACUGGCGAUUCGGCUUCCGCCUCGUCUCUCUCCCACCCGCGGCUUGUACCCGCGCCAUCCUUUCCCCCUCUGUCGUCCCCCCUCCGUCCCCCUUGCGCGGUUUCCCUGCGCCCUUGACUCCUCGCGCCCCCUUUACCGCGCCCGCCUGCGGGCGACGACGCGGAAACCGAAGGCGAGCGCGCGGCCGGGUGGGCGCUGCGUCCCGCGGCCUUUCCGCCCGCAGUCGACGCACGAGGGGCCCGCGGUGAGGAGCGGGCGCGGGGAUGGGCGCGCGGAGGCAAGGACAGAGGCGGAGGAGCGAGCAGAAGGCGGGGAGACAGGCUCCCCCGCGUGCGCUCUGCGCCUGUUCGAUUGGGUCUCGAGACGCGGAGGCACGAUGCGCAGCCGGCGGAAGGAUUUCGAGCCGCGCGCGUCGACCUCUCGUUUCCUCUCGUCCCUGUCCUCCGCCUCGUCCUCCUCCUCCUCCUCCCCCAUCCUCUCCUCACCCUCCUCGUCACGCACGAAAGACCCCUCUUCCUCACCUCUACAACUCAACCUCCCUGCUCCGUCGCCCUCGUCGCUGCUACUACUACAACAGCUGCUGUCGAAGCUCCGCGCUACUCCCCCCAGCGCCGUCGGGGUCCACGGCUUCUUCCGCGUGCUCCACCGCGCGGACGAAACAGGCGACCCCGCGCUGCUGCUGCCCAUGCGCGGACUCCCCGCGCGCGCAGCCGCAGCUGCAGCGGCGGACCCCGCGGGGGACCGCGCGGGAGGGGAAGGGCUCGGCGAGCGGGCGGACUGGGAUAGCGCGCCGGAAUCAGCGGGCGCGGACUCGUCCUCUUCAAGGACAGACGCGUGA